CACGAACAUGCCCAACCAGUACGUAGUACUACUACUAGUAAACCUGGAGACUUUCACCAACGUGGCCAACCAACCAACCGGCAGACUCACUUUGUUCGUCUGUCUGAUGUCAAUUAAAUCAUGACCUCAUCUGUUAGCUCCUGGGGUUAUAAGCAAGCGAAGCCCACUUUGACUGUUCAUUCGACUAUCACAUAGAUAUCCAUAUAUAUAUCCAGAAUCGACCAGUCAACUAUAGUUACCACCUUCAUCAUCUUGAUAGUAGUGAUCCCACUCUUACAUCCUCUCUACCAGAUAAAGAAAGAAAAGAAAAAAAACACACACCAUGUCCUCCAAAGACCACCCUAGCGAUUUCACCCAACCCUUCAGCGACAACGCCAAGUAUACCCGCAGCAAAGCGGCCCAGAGCCGUGGCCAGAGGGACCGCUCUACAGCAUUCACCACGAUGAAUCCGGAUCUGGGUAUUCAGGACUCCGCUCCGCCAGCCAUGCAGGAACCUACUACCUCUACGACAUCGGAGUGGCAGCAGAGCACCAGCACUAGCACCAGCACCCGCACCGGCACCGGCUCUGGCACCACCGGCAUGUCAAGCGCUGGAUCAGGUGGUGGCGGCGGCGGCUGGAAUCGUGGAUCGAGAUACUCGUUUACUGCGGAGACUUUGGCUCAUCCUGACGACAAGACUGCUCCUGAUGAGUAACUAUUUACUAGCUAUCUAUCUACCUACUAGGUUGGUUCUAGUUAUAGUUAACUAUAGUUAAGUCGAUUACUGGGGGUUUCGAAGGUCAUAAAUUGUGCUUGGGAUUUGAGGUUGGUCUUGUUUGGUAU
Molecule: messenger RNA, 822 nt
Organism: Aspergillus ochraceoroseus IBT 24754
Lineage: Eukaryota; Fungi; Ascomycota; Eurotiomycetes; Eurotiales; Aspergillaceae
Exons: 2
Coding region: 323-694 (123 amino acids)
Source: RefSeq, a predicted model, not a curated record